GUUUCUUCUCUUUUUAAUUUUUUACUUUGAAUUUAACAAUCCUUGCACACUGGUUCACCUUUACGUUAAGCUGAAAAGUUUGUAAUUUUUUUCCUUCAAAUUGUGUUUGUACGACAUGCUCACCUUUUUGUGGCUCUGGGAUUCGCUAAAUAAGCAAUGGUGCCUAUAACUCGUCCCAGCUGAUUGCUUGUGCUACACAAGUUUUACUGUUUUUUUAAUUGUAUGCAAAGUAUAUGUUGUUUCAUAUAUUUCCAGUUAUAAGUUUUCCAUUUAUUGUUAUUUGUAGCAUGGUGAUGAAGGUCAACUAAGCACGGCAUUUUCUGCUGAAAUGCAAAAUCUACCAAAUGUGAGGUGACAAUUUGCAUACUUAUGUAUGCAACUAUGUUGGCUCCCAACUGAAUCAUUUUCCCACUUCAAGUGGAUUCCUUUUUUGUUUUCGAGGUUGCUUAAAACGAAGUCAGUUCUAUUGGUUGGCAUUGGGAACAAUGUCAGAAAUGAGAUUUUGUUCUCAACUUACUAGUGUUUUUGUACCAGAUACGUUUCAUUUGACUUUCAACAUGUAUGUGGUAACUCAAACUUUGAAAACCUAAAGGUUCUAUACGAGCAGAUCUCAGAGCAAUUUGAAAAGCAAGGGUAAUGAAAGCGUAAUAUCUGAUUGAAUUAAGUAUGCCAAAAUCCAGGUAUGCUGGCUAUAUGUAAUACUGUUUUUAAUCAAAAUUGUUCCAGUUGAGCAGAUACUUCCUUGUAGAUGCGAAAGGCAAUAUACUGGAGGAGCAGAACUGCAUUGAUUGCCUUGAUUGAACAAAUGUUACUCAGAGUUGCUUGGCCCAGAAGUCUCUAGAUGCACAGUUGCAGAGGACUGGAGUGCUGGAUUCUUCUGAAAGCAUUUCUAUGUUUGCUGAAGACUACCAAACAUUUAGAGCAUGUAUGGAAUUAUUCGUGUCAUGUAUCCUGUCUUUCAUAAAUGAUCAAACGAUGUCUAUAAUAAGUUGUUAUACUUAUUCUCAAUUCCGGGUCUUUGGUGUGGGCGGAGCAAGGUGACGAUAUAAGCUUCGACUAAGCAAGGACGUAUGCCCUUAAAGGGAACCUUGUUAGAUAAGGGAAGUAGACAUUUGGAGGAAUAAUUAAAGAUGGGAUGAGUGCUCUUUCAAGAUAUAUUUUGAAUAACUUUCAGGAUGGCAUUCGGCAGGAUGCUAUGGAUCUUAUCAGUGGCCGCUGUACAGUUAGAAGGGAUAUUUCACCAUCCCGGGCUGAAUCUUUUUCUUAUCUACCGGUGGCAUCAGCUUUGCUAAUUGGAGGGUAGACAAUGACAUCCGUCACACUUCAACAAGGUCGAAAUGCCCAACAGUACAUGUCUUCUAUUCUUUGUGCUAGAGUGACUGCUGGAGUAGCGGCAGCGGUUAAAGCUAACGGAAGGUAAUUCUGUUUGAGACCUCGCUUGUGCAGACUAGUGUAACAUUAUUCUGAACUCGUUCAUUCAAACCGUAGAGUUACUGUGUUGCAAGCCUUGUAAUUUCGUAGCUAAUAUUUACAAGUGACUUGUGGUUAAAAUGGUAAACUUGUUUUACUGUUUCCAGUUGCAGCCGAUAAAUUACUUAGUACAUUUGGCCACGAGUUCAAAUGGCAGUACAAUUGGAUAUGUCUUAUGCAUGAUGAGCACAUGUCCGGAAUCUGCUGCAUUUCCCAGCUCUACCCUGCUUGGAAACGAAUCUGAUCGCUUGGCUUUGCUAGACUUCAAGAAAAGAGUAACUGAAGAUCCCCUCAGUGUCAUGAGCUCGUGGAAUCAUUCCAUCCACUUCUGCAGCUGGGUAGGCAUUACAUGCCACCGUGCCACCCAAAGAGUCUUGAUUCUGGACCUGCAAGAUAAACAAUUGGUAGGCUCCAUUCCACCUUCCAUUGGGAAUCUUACUCGUCUAAUUGAAAUAAGCUUGGGAAUCAACCAGUUUCAUGGUGAAAUUCCUCAAGAAUUGGGUCGACUGUGGACCUUGGAAAGUCUCAACCUGUCUUUCAAUUCUUUAGGCGGGAAACUUCCGACUAAUAUGUCCCACUGUACACAACUCAGAUUUUUGGAUCUUUUAUCCAAUAAGAUCAUUGGGUCAAUUCCACGCCAACUGAGUUCAUGGUUGAGUUUGACUGUUCUACAACUUGGAAAAAAUAAUCUCAGUGGAACCAUCCCAGGUUGGAUAGGAAAUUUUUCUUCUUUGAGGAGUCUUAGACUUGGCGGCAACAAUUUUCAAGGAAGCAUACCAAAUGAGCUCGGGCAUAUAACAACCUUGGAAUUAUUCAUAGUUGUGAACAAUAAUUUGUCUGGUAUGCUCCCUUCUUCAAUUUAUAAUAUUUCUUCCAUAUACAUAUUCGGUGUUGCUAAAAACCAAUUCCAUGGAGAGCUACCACCAAAUCUCGCCAUCUUGUUUCCUAAUCUCGUACAAUUUUACUGUGACAUAAACAAUUUCACAGGAAAUAUUCCUGUAUCAUUGUCAAAUGCAUCUAGACUUCAGGUGAUUGAUUUUGCUACAAAUGACUUCACGGGGACAGUCCCUGGAGAAAGUCUCAGAAGCUUGCGAAGCUUAAUUUCGCUAAACUUUGCACAAAAUCGACUGGGAAAUGGAAAACUUGGUGAUUUGAGUUUUCUCAAUUUCUUGACUAAUUGUACUAGUCUUCAAAAAUUGCGUCUUGCCUAUAAUCGUUUUGGAGGAGAAAUCCCAAGAUCCAUAGCCAACCUUUCGACCCAACUACAAAUUCUUACUCUAGGGGGAAAUAUGUUACAUGGAAGCUUCCCAAACGGCAUCGGAAAUCUGAUAAACCUCAUUGGUCUAGAGAUGGCUCGGAACUAUUUGGCGGGUGUUGUCCCUGAAGAAAUUGGGAAGCUCGAGAAGAUGGGGGAACUGUAUUUGUAUGAUAACAAAUUUUCUGGGCCAAUUCCAUCUUCCCUGGGUAAUAUGACUUCAUUGAUAGAGCUCUACAUGGAUAGAAACAAUUUUGAGGGAAGCAUACCUCCAAGUCUCGGAGACUGUCCAAAGCUGCUAGUACUUACACUUCAUAAUAACAAUCUAACGGGCAGCAUACCUCAAAAGCUUAUGGAGCUUUCAACCCUUUCAAUUGUUUUGGACCUGUCUGAAAAUUAUUUGAUUGGUUCACUGCCAAGUAAUGUGGGUGAUCUGGUGCAUCUCACACUGCUAAAUGUAUCAAAAAACAAGUUAUCAGGUGAAAUCCCCAGCACCAUUGGCAGGUGUACUAGUUUGGGGGGCUUGUACUUGGACGACAACAAAGUUGAAGGAACAAUUCCUCAGUCUCUUAAAGAUUUAAAGGGCUUGGAAGAACUUGACAUUUCAAGCAAUAACUUAUCCGGGCAGAUUCCUGAAUUCUUAGGCAAGCUUGGAGCACUUAAGUAUCUCAAUCUUUCUUAUAAUGAUUUUGAAGGCGAGUUGCCUAAAGAAGGAAUUUUUUCAAAUGUCAGUGGUGUCUCGGUUCUUGGAAAUUAUAGGCUCUGUGGUGGCAUCCCACAAUUACAUCUACCUGCAUGCCCCAAAAACAAACACCAUUCAUCUCGAGGACUACUUUCCCCAAAAGUAGUCAUCCCUAUAUCUUGUGCACUUGCAUUCAUAAUUGCUCUAUCAUGCUUCUUCAGUGCUCGUUCAAUGCUGAAAAAGUCAAGAGAUGGACUUGUAACUUCACGUUCUUAUAAGGAUUGGAAAUUAGGUGUUUCCUACUCACAACUUGUUGAAUCGACUAAUAGUUUUUCAGUGGAUAAUUUGAUUGGUUCGGGAAGUUUUGGUUUUGUUUAUAAAGGUGUAAUUCCUAGCGAUGGAACGGUAGUUGCUGUUAAGGUAUUAAACCUUCAACAACAAGGAGCGUCCAAGAGUUUCAAUGAUGAAUGCAAAGCUUUAAGAAGUGCCAGGCAUAGAAAUCUUGUCAAGAUCAUAACUGCAUGCUCGAGCAUUGAUAAUCAUGGUAGAGACUUCAAAAGUCUAGUCUUCGAGUUCAUGCCAAAUGGAAGUCUUGACUCGUGGUUGCAUCCUAGAGAUGAGGAUCAAUCUCCAAGUAAGAGAUUGAAUUUUAUGCAAAGAUUGAACAUAGCCAUUGAUGUUGCUUCUGCGUUAGAUCACCUCCACAACCAUUGUGAAACGUCCAUUGUUCAUUGUGAUCUAAAGCCGAGCAAUGUACUUCUUGAUGAAGACAUGGUAGCCCAUGUUGGGGACUUUGGUUUAGCAAGGUUCCUCUUGGAAGCAUCAAAUGAUCCUUCUCUUAGUCAAACAAUGUCAUCGCAGCUCAAGGGUUCUAUAGGUUACAUUCCUCCAGAGUACGGCAUGGGAGGCCAAGUUUCCAUACAUGGAGAUGUUUACAGCUACGGGAUACUUUUGCUAGAAAUGUUCACAGGAAAAACACCUACUGAUGACAUGUUCAUCGAAGGUUUAAGCAUUUACAAAUUUGCAGCCAUGGCUUUGCCUGACCAUGUCAUGGAUGUUCUUGACCCUUCAUUGCUCCUUGACUUCGAAGCUGAUGGUAGUGUUAACGAUGACAGAUACGAAAGGACUACGCUGCCCAAACGUAACAAUCGCGGAAUGGUGAAAGCAAAAAAGGUAGAGGAAUGCUUGUUUGCUGUGAUGCAGAUAGGACUUUCCUGCUGUGCAGUAUCACCAAGGGAGCGAAUGCUUCUGAAUAUGGUUGUUGGAAAAAUGAGUGCAAUUAGAGGCUCGUACCUCAAAGUUCAAGAAGGCUAAAGAAUGGCAAAGAUAUCUGCUUGUGGUUUUUCUUUUCUGUACCUUUCCUACCAUCGCUUUGAACCUUGCCUCUUUUAUGUUAGCGGUUGUUUUAUAAGGACGAAGUUUUCAUUUGUAUGACCUGAAGCUUUCAAAUUCUUAUUUGUGUGGAGCUAUUUGUAAUUGUCUUGGUUAUGUCUAUCCUGUUUAGAAUUUGAUAAACUCAAUGCUGAAGUAGUUUAUAACA
Pyrus x bretschneideri (Chinese white pear) is the source of this 4947-nucleotide messenger RNA. Its product is annotated as probable LRR receptor-like serine/threonine-protein kinase At3g47570. The transcript has 8 exons. NCBI's taxonomy places the organism in Eukaryota, Viridiplantae, Streptophyta, Magnoliopsida, Rosales, Rosaceae. The record is from RefSeq and is a predicted model, not a curated record. Bases 1551 to 4721 code for a protein of 1056 amino acids. Gene Ontology annotation, biological process: protein phosphorylation. Gene Ontology annotation, molecular function: ATP binding; protein kinase activity; protein binding. Gene Ontology annotation, cellular component: plasma membrane.